Myzus persicae (green peach aphid) is the source of this 3612-nucleotide messenger RNA. RefSeq names its product telomerase reverse transcriptase-like. The transcript has a single exon. Gene Ontology annotation, cellular component: telomerase catalytic core complex. Gene Ontology annotation, biological process: telomere maintenance via telomerase. The record is from RefSeq and is a predicted model, not a curated record. Lineage: Eukaryota; Metazoa; Arthropoda; Insecta; Hemiptera; Aphididae. Gene Ontology annotation, molecular function: telomerase RNA binding; telomeric repeat DNA binding. The coding region runs from base 779 to 3427 and encodes 882 amino acids.
CUGUCCAAUAAUAUUUUUAAAAAUAUAUUAAUACUAGAAAAAAUAAAUAGUACUUUUUCCAUUUUUUUACAAGUUAGAACGUUGAAAUCCUUGAUUCUCACAUAAACCUUAUAGCUAUUAGGCUUAUACAAUUAUACGUUAUUCUAUGAUAAAAGAUUUAAUAUUCCCCGAUUCGUCCCCAUUAAUUUUUGUAACAUAUUAUCGGAUCUUGUUCUGUGCUAUAGCCGUGGUCAUAGAUAAAUAAAUAAAAUAUACAAUAUUAUCUAUGGCCGUGAUCCGCUUUAGACUGCUUAACUCUUAGAAGUUAUCGUUUAUGAUCUAAGCUCUAUAGUCUUAGUCUAUGACCUAUGAGCUGAUUUUACAAAUUAUGAUUCUGAAUUUCUGAAUAAUGAAUUUUGAAUAAAGUUGAUAUCCAAACACUAUUGUCAAAUCCACGGAUACCAACAACAGUGGUCAAAACUCAUAACUCCUGAGAUAACAGGUUUCGUGUCACAUACUGACGUGCAACUACAACUGUUGAUCCCACAGCUUUAGAUACUAUCUAAAUCCGUGGCUGAUACUCUGAUACGUACUGAUACUAACGAGUAACGAGUAACGAUAGUUUGAAAUUUUGAAUCGAUUUUAUAUUUUUGUCGGUAAAUAGGUACGAAAUGCGCAUACCAUUAUGUUAAAACUAAAAUCGUUAAUAUUUAAUAUUUGAUCGUCUCGAGGUGGUAAAGAGUUUCAAAAUUACGAGUGGCGCAAAUCUGACUUUGAUGAAUGACAACUGCUGGCCACGAUGCCAGUCGCGAAGUUCGUUACGAACAGCUUGCCGGAGUUUCUGUUGCUUGCAGCGCAACCGCCGGAAACCUUGUUCUCCAUGGACGCUGCAGUGCUGCGAGACCUCCAUUCGGUGAUCGUCUGUUACGACGUACAAGCUUUCUAUCGGAACCGUGUUGUUGCAGACGGGCCCGCUGUUGGCCUGGAUGAGUUUGUGCUAUACUGUGAUAGUAAGAUCCAGCCACAGCUUGUCGACGGUGAAGGAGACGACAGCCCUAGGGACGGUUAUCGGUGUCUGAUGACUGUCAGCGAUCUGAUCAGGAUGGAUCCUUGGGCCCAGCUCUACGGUAUCAUUGGGCCACGCGUCAUGCGUCGCCUGCUAUUCGACUGUCUGCUGUUUGUGCCGCUGGGCAGACACGUAUACUACUGCGUGCUAUCGCCGUCACAGUCAACGAGCCGGUACGAAGUGAUGCAGGCGUUCCGGGUGCGGGCUGGUUCACGGUGGAAGGCCGAGCGGCCUUCGAAGUCGAAACCACUGCCGCAGAAAUACUUUAACAUCGCGGGCCUACUGCGGGAUGUGCAACCAAUCGGGCGGCAAGAUUCGGACGACAUGUUGGACGGUAUACUAAAUACCGACGUUGUCAGCUCGGUGGCCGCCCGUUCGUCAAGCGCCAAGGUGGACUUUGGUAACGCGACAUGUCUUGAUCUGCUGGGCCGCAAACUCAAAGUGAUUGCGGACAAGGACACUUCGCCUGCGUACUGGAACAUUUACCGAGACGUGGUGGGCGAUUGGACGUCGGCCGAGGUCCCAUUGAGCAGGGUCAAGUCGUUCGCCAGGGCGGUAGUGCAAAAGAUCGUGCCACGCGAGCUGUUUGGGACUGUUGGCAACCGCGACCAAUUCUGUGACAACUUGUGCCGGGUGUUGAACGGUGGAAAGUUCCACGACUACACGGUGCAGCACGUCGUGCACAAGAUCAAGGUGAAGAAGAUCAAGUGGCUGGAGAGCGUGGCCGCGAACCGACAGGCCGAGAUCGCGGCCAAGACGCUGGUGUGGCUAACCAACGUGUUUGUGUUUGGCCGAAUUAUCCACUGCUUUCGGGUCGUGACGACCACCACGCCCAACAACGGCGUCGCGUACGUGGUCAAAGCCAAGUGGGCGGAAAUGUGCCACAAAAAGAUAUCACCGCUGAUGGCCGCCGACAGCGAAUUUUUCCGACAAAUUCAGCCCGACGAGCCGAAAGCGUCGUCGUCGUACAGAAACUGGAAAGUGUGCCCUUACGCGAAACCCAACGGAGUGCGACUGAUAUUCAAGUUGCGGCAGAAAGAGGGCGGCAACGAGAAGCGGCUGACCGACGACUGUCUGACAUUCCUGCGGUGCUUGUCGCGCACCCGACCCUCUGAAUACCGGUCCGUGACGAGGUCGCAGUUCUUCCGCAGAUGGAAAGCGCUCCAAGAGUCCCAGCGCCUGUCCGCCGUCGCCACGCUAUUCUAUGUACGCACCGAUUUCCGGGAUGCAUUCACAAGCUUCGUGCACGACAAACUGCGGACGGUCAUCCGGGACAGGAUCAAGGAACGUUUCGGCAAGAAGCAGCGAAUGGUGUCUGUGCACACAGUGGACGUCGUGAAAAUCGGCGGUGGCUCCGUGUACUACAAGAAGUGUCGCUAUGUGGGCGGGCUACCUACUCCCGAAUUCCAGGGUGGGUCGCUGGUGUUCCACAACAAGACGGACGUGGUGCCGCUGUACCGGAUCUGGGACGCGGUGCGCCGGUGCAUCGGGUGUAACGCCGUGGAGCGGGGUGGCUUCCGAUGGAGCAUGACCAGAGGUGUGGUGCAGGGUGACCGGCUGUCCGUGGCCUUGUGUGACCUGCUUCUCUCCGACGUCCAUGCCACUCAACUGACGGAUCUGGUGGAUGGUCGGUCGGGCUGUCAGCUGUACCGGUUUGUCGACGACUACCUGUUCGUGUCACCCGACCGCAACGCCGCCCUCCGGUAUCUGGCUGUGAUGCGCACCGGUUUCCACGAGUACGGACUCCGGCUGAAUCGGUCCAAGACUGAGACGAACGUGGACGACGGAGGCGUCGGCGGUGAGACAGUCAAGUUUUUGGGGUUCCGGUUGAACGUGACCACUGGCGAGGUGACCAAGGACUUGUCGGCGUACCGAAAUCGACGGCCGCUGCACUUCUUCGACUAUGGACUGGGCCGCGGCCAACCGGGACGGUCCCUGUAUGCCAAGGUCAGCCGGCCUAGCUGGCACCCCAUGCCCACCGUGCUGGUCGACAAGUCUUUCAACUCGUCAGUCACGGUGGCCCGGAACGUGGCGUCCAUGGUCGCAUACAAGGCGUUCGCCGUCGUCACGGCCGUCAAGCAGUACUUCUUACACCUGAACCCUGUGUUCCUCGCCAACACUGUGCGCGCCAUCGCCCGGAUCGUAUACUCCAACGCGCGCGCUGUCGUCCAGUACUCGGCCGUUACGCCCAUGCAGUGUAAGUGGAUCGUAUACGAAGUGUAUGCCACCAUGUUCCGCAAACAUUUCUCGCCUGAUGACCCCCGCGUCGCAUCAGUCGUGCAACGGAUCCGGGUCAUGCAGACCGCCGCCGGACGAAAGUGUUCCACUCGCAUCCUGAGGGCUGGCCUGAGACGUUACGAUUUUGCCAAAAUGUUUGGUUGACGGAAAACUCCCCAUCCCCCUCCCCCCCCCCCCACCACUACCGGUGGCGGUAUAAUAUUUUUUUUGUUAUUGUUAUUGAUUAUUGUUGUAUUUAUAGUCAUUGUUAUAGCACUGUGUAAUGUUCUCAGUAUUACUGUAUUUAGGUAUUAAUAUAAUUAUUUAGGUUAAAUCUAACCUAUUUUAAA